AUGAAAGAUACGGAAUUAUGCAGUGAUCCCGACGAAAUAUCCAAUCUCUUAGGAAACUUCUUCUGCCAUAAUAGUUCAGAUCAAAACUACAACACAGCCUUUCUUGAAAAUAAUAUACAUAUGAGGAAACAACAUUUUAUAUCCAACAUAAACCCUUGCUUAGGCGAACAGACAAAACUCAACUCUCCAAUUCUGUUAGCCGAUAUGAGUAGAGUUUUAUCUAAAUGCACUAGUGUCGCCCCUGGACCAGACGGAAUACCGUAUAAAUUUAUACAUAACCUCUUUAUUUCCGCCUUAAACGAAAUUAUUAAUGUAUUCAACAAAAUAUGGGCAUCCGGACGCAUACCACAAAAUUGGAAGCACUCCAUAAUCAUUUCAAUACUCAAACCGGAAAAAAACAAAUUUGAAGUUAAAUCAUACAGACCAAUAUCACUCCUGAAUACCAUGGCAAUGAUACUGGAAAAAAUUAUUGAUUCCAGACUCAGAUGGUUCCUGGAAAAUAACAAUAUUUUGGGCUCCCGCCAGAACGGUUUCCGGAGACAUAGAAGUACUACUAAUACAUUACAUGACAUCCAACAGGAAAUAUAUUCAACUCUCGAAGAAAAACAUUUGAUGGGCCUCGUAGCCUUCCACAUAUCAAAAGUGUUUGUUCAAAUUUGUUUCUAA
Molecule: messenger RNA, 666 nt
Organism: Cinara cedri
Lineage: Eukaryota; Metazoa; Arthropoda; Insecta; Hemiptera; Aphididae
Source: the annotation of a GenBank genome assembly